Caenorhabditis remanei is the source of this 567-nucleotide messenger RNA. RefSeq lists its product as uncharacterized. The record is from RefSeq and is a predicted model, not a curated record. Gene Ontology annotation, molecular function: phosphotyrosine residue binding. Lineage: Eukaryota; Metazoa; Nematoda; Chromadorea; Rhabditida; Rhabditidae. The transcript has 4 exons. Bases 1 to 567 code for a protein of 188 amino acids.
AUGAUGAUGACAAUGGCGAAUGCAUCCGAAUUCGGUUCCGAAGACCACUAUGACACUCCUUGGGAAUUUCUAGCCCGUCCCAACUCUGUCAGAUUCUCCACGGCUGAUGUGAGACUGUCGACUACGGCGACUGGCGAUGCGAAGGUGUCUCCGCAUGGCUCACCUUCGAUGUGCUCCAGCUCCUCGUUCGUCAAUCAACUCGUUCAAUGUGGUAACUCGGCAGUGGAUAGAAGGAAAAGGGAUGAAAGUAAACGGAGACGACCUAGCGACUCUGAAAUCUACAUGGAGCAAAACAUGAAUCGAGUGGAGGCGGAGAAACGGUUAGAGAAUCGUCACUUGGGUGAUUAUUUAUUGAGAUCACGUGGAGAGGGAAGUGCUGCGUUGUCAUUGAGAGCAACCAAAGGAGUUGUUCAUAUCAAGAUUGAGUGGAAUGGAGAGAAAUGGGUUAUUGGCGAAGGUCCUCUAUUCCGUUCAAUAAGCUCUGCGAUCUCCUUCUAUCGACGUCAUCCUCUCCCGAUACGUGGCGCCGACCAUUUGGUUUUGAAGCACCAAUUAAAACCUAAUUAG